Mustela erminea (ermine) is the source of this 5036-nucleotide messenger RNA. It is a transcript of the gene SCML4, whose product is annotated as Scm polycomb group protein like 4. NCBI's taxonomy places the organism in Eukaryota, Metazoa, Chordata, Mammalia, Carnivora, Mustelidae. The record is from RefSeq and is a predicted model, not a curated record. The transcript has 9 exons. Bases 154 to 1503 code for a protein of 449 amino acids. Gene Ontology annotation, molecular function: protein binding.
GCAUGUAAAAUGUGUGUGUUCUUUAAAAGCCAGUGGUUGGCUGGUUUUCCGGACAUGAUGUGGUUGAAGCUGUCAUCGUAAUGGAAAUUCAUUGCUGUAGCUAUGCAUGACAGGUGACCUGUUCCAGAGUAUCUGGCUUGCAUUCCUCCCUCCAUGGCAAUGCCCGAGUGUCCUGCACUCAAACCACUAAGGCCAGCAGCACCUCUUCUGCCUGUGAGCGAUUUGUCACUUCCUUCUGUAAGACUGGCACCGGCAGACAUGCAGUCCCAGAGGAUCCCGGGGAGAAAGCGAGGCCGACCCCCACUUCACUCAACACCUAUGAAGAUGGCGGUUCGUAACCUUUAUUCCGCUUCAGCUGGCGCGUUGCCAGCAGUGAAGAUCCCCAAGAAAAGAGGGCGGAAGCCUGGGUACAAGCUCAAGUCUCGGGUUCUUAUGACUCCUUUAGCCCUCUCACCUCCGCGGAGCACACCGGAGCCCGACCUCAGCUCCAUCCCUCAGGAUGCAGCCACCAUACCAAGCUUGGCAGCCCCACAGGCUCUCACAGUCUGCCUCUACAUCAAUAAGCAAGCCAAUGCAGGGCCGUACUUGGAGAGGAGGAAGCUGCAGCAGCUCCCCGAGCACUUCGGGCCCGAGAGGCCAUCAGCGGUCUUGCAGCAGGCUGUGCAAGCGUGCAUCGACUGUGCCCACCAGCAGAAGUUGGUCUUCUCCCUGGUCAAACAGGGCUAUGGCGGUGAGAUGGUGUCAGUCUCAGCAUCCUUCGAUGGGAAACAGCACCUGAGGAGCCUGCCUGUGGUGAACAGUGUUGGGUAUGUCCUUCGCUUCCUCGCCAAGCUGUGCCGAAGCCUCCUGUGUGAUGACCUCUUCAGCCACCAGCCCUUCUCCAAGGGCUCCAGUGGCUCUGAGGAAGCCCAGGAGAAGAAGGAAGGCAGGAUGGAGUCAGCAAAAACAGCCACCACUGAGGAGUGCCUGGUGAACCCUGUAGGCAUGAACCGCUACAGCGUGGACCCCUCCACCUCCGCCUUUAGCCACAGGGGCUCCUUCCCCACCUCCUCCUCGCUGUACUGCAAGAGGCAGAACUCUGGAGAUGGCCAUCUUGGGGGAGGCCUGGCCACCACUGCCAAUGGUCCCCGUUCCAGCCCCAUGUCCUCUGGAGGCCCGUUGGCACCUGGGCUGAGGCCCCCAGGCUCCAGCCCCAAGAGAAACGGGACCUCUCUCGAAGGAAACAGAUGUGCCUCGAGCCCUUCCCGCGACGGGCCGGACGCCAGGCAGCCACGGAGCAGGAACCCUUCCACCUGGACUGUGGAGGAUGUGGUCUGGUUCGUGAAAGACGCUGACCCGCAGGCUCUGGGUCCACACGUGGAGCUCUUCAGAAAGCACGAGAUUGACGGCAAUGCGCUCUUGUUGCUGAAGAGCGAUAUGAUCAUGAAGUACUUGGGUCUGAAGCUGGGACCUGCACUGAAACUCUGCUACCAUAUUGAUAAACUGAAGCAAGCCAAAUUCUGAAGGUUUCUCAAAAGAUGGAAGCGAAGUCCAGACAAGCAGGUCUCAGGAUCGUCUUCUGCCUUACCAACAUCCAGCCGCCAUCACAAAAUGGCUUCUCUCCUGAAAAAUAACAUCCACAAAGACUGGGUCUUUUUCUAAAACUUGUGCAUCUCUGCCUUUUAAAAAAUUCAACAUGGCCCCUUCGAAAGGCUCCUCUGUGUUAAUGAUUUGCCAAAAAUUAAUGGAAAAGCCUAUUAUUUUAGCAUUCCUGGUAGGUUGGUUGCUGUGAGUAGGGGUCCUGUCUUUAUGACAAGAGAUCAGGGACCCCAAUGCUACUGCCCAAGGAGAACCCUGGAGGGUUCCACGGAUGUGAGAAGAAAGACCUUUGUCUUUAUGGGAACUCCACCAUAGCACCACCCGUUUUAAACGUUUUUAACUCUGCCCCAGGGGACCUGUCAGUGUGAGCCUUGCUUAAUUCAGCUCUGGAAGCUGUCUUCUGAGGAAACAUGCCUCCUCACCUUGCACUAUCUGGAAAACUUGAAUUCUUUUGCUCUCUGAAAGAGAAGAAAAAAAAAAAUUUUUCUAUUCCGACUUAAUUGAAGUACUGUGUUUUCCCACUAGAGGGCAGACCGCUAAUGAAGUUUCAAGACCCUCCCAGCAGCCUCCUGCUGAUUUAGUACUCACUGGGCAGGUUAGGGUCUCUGUGGACUAGAUCUAGCCUUCACAGAUAUGGGGAAUUUCUUCCACAGUCAGCACCACAGAUUGCAACAUGGGGAAGAAACUAUCUUCUAGAACGUUCUAGUUCAUAUCCAGUCAUUAUUGACUGACUGAGAUGCACAAGCAGCAAAGGCAAAAAUUUAGAAGUAUGUUCCUCCCAGAUGGGGCUUUGGAGUUCCCUCCCUUUCAGAGUCCUCACUGGGGUGUUGACGUGUUGGCGCGCUGAAGAGUCUUACUGACAUUUAGCCAUGGGUGUUUCUUUAAAAGAGAAGAAAAAUGUCUCAGAUAAGCUUUGAAAUGGGAGAGUGUUGAUUUCUUAUUACAUUGCUGGAUUAUGUAGUUGUACCGCUGGCUAAUUUUUCUAGCUCUCAACAAAUACACAGACAUGCUAUCAUUGGAUUUAAUUCCAUUUACAAAUAGGUUUUCCCUCCUCACCGUGGAGUAAUAGGAAAAAAUUGAUUUUUUACCCCUUUGCAGCUGUGUCCAAGGAAGGACGAUGAUGAGUCCCCGAUUUACGAGGCAGAGGGCAACCUCAUCUCCAUUCUUCUUUUUAUCCUUCUCCUUUCUCUCUUUCCCUCUCUCUUUUAUUCGUCCUCCCACGCUGAAGAGGAAACAUAUUUACAAAAUGAAUUCACCUUUGCCAUGGUAUAUCCUCUCCCUUAAAAACAUCUACAGUGUCCGGUUGGAGGUGAGGGGUGAAGACUAGAUUCCGCAGUCUCUGGGAGGGUGAGGAUCAAGGAACACUCAGGGCCUCUCUGGGCCCAAGUGCAAAUUAGAAAAAGCACCCCUUUCUCUGGGAUGAGGGGACGGGCGGGCGGGGGGUGGUCUCGGGCGAUGAACAGAGAAGGGGGGAUUUCCUCCCCCUCCCCCUCAACCAGGUGCCCUUGCGCAGGACAGAUGUACACCCUUGGGGCCUGCCAAGCUAGAUCUGCAUAUUGAUCUUCUAUAAAUCAGUUAGAACUUAGAGGAGGACGACCCACUUUGAUGAGAGGAGAAAAAAAAGAAAAAAUUCCUAGCGAAAUCCUUUUUUAGACACACAAACGGUGGCUGGACUGAAAGCAAGACAGAGACGGGAAGGAAACCUGCCCACAAACUGAGUCUGGGUCAUCAGGUUGUGGAGGGGCUUAGUGUGGGUUGCUUUGGGCACCUGACGGUACUACCCUGAAUCGGGCCUCGGGAUGGGGUCGUCCACGAUUCUAACGUGAUCGAUGACUCUGCCCCUCCAAGUUUGUUCAUUGCAAGUAUUUGUGGCUGGUCUGGAGUUAGCUAAGUCCCCUCAAAAGGCCUUGGCCAGUUUAUGUACUCAGAACUGCCCUGUGAAAAAGGUGAGAGGCAGAAAGCCCCCCCAACAACCUAGAUGAGCUGGGUUUUUUGCUCAGUCCUCUGAAACUUGUCCUGCCUCUUCCAUCAACAUAUAUAUAUACCUCGUGGAGAGAUUUUCACAACUUCCCACCCACCCCCACCAGUGCCUCCCUCACUAGAAAAGCAUGAACUUUGGUGCCCCCAGAUUCAAGUCAUCCCCAAAAGAUGUCAAAGAGAUCCUUUGAGUAGGUUUCCGGGGGAAGAGAGAUUUUAAUCAUCUCAAGCCUCGGAGCAAACUGGAUCCGUGUUCACGUGUAACUGCUCUCACGGAGGUGCGAUCUCAUUUUGCAUUAAACUUUAAGCAGGACAGAUUGCUGAAGCCAUGAUAUUUAAGGUUUGACUUUUUAAAAAUCUCAUUACUCUUAAAAUGAAUGCUGCCAUAUCAGAAAAUAACCCAGGGAGGAAAUUCCUCCUUGCCUGUUUUUGCACUGAAAUGCAAUUAGCCAACCAAAUUAUUGUAGCAAUACUGCAAUUAUAAUUAAUUUUCACCCCUUUCAAAAAUCUUGUCAAACCAAGCAGCUAAAUAGCUCAGCAAAUGUAAAACAUGCCAGGCCAUUUCCUCUAAAUGGACCUUAAAGAGUCAGGCCAUGUGUGUCACUGUUGUCCAAAUGGGAGCUUAUUUCAGGAGCCUCACACUUGUACAGACACGGUCCUUGUUAUUCCAUUGCUGUAGCUUUGCUUCAGGUUGUGGUGAAUAAUGACAUAAUUUUGCAUAAUUCCAAAUUAGAGUGUGUGAGUGUGUGUGUGUGUGUUCAUGUCCAGACAUUUCCAAUCACCCGUGUCUGUUAAACACUUGAAAAAAACUAGGGACAAUUCUAUUGCCUAACUCAUUUUAAUUAUUUCAUAAGUGCAUGGAUCCCUUUGUGAAGACGUCAGGUAAAAAAUGUAGGGUGUGUGUGUGUGUGUGUGUGUGUGUCCUGACACAGUGGCUGGAAGAGCCCAAGGAAGAGGCUGAGAGCGUGUCAGCUAUUCUGUUCUCUGGGUGUAAAAUGCCUCCCCCAGCUUCAGGAAGUUGGAGGCAGAACCUUCUCUCUGUCUUUGGGACGAGGUAUCCCCACUACUGCCAGCAGGGGGCGCCCUGAAGGCAGCUGGGGACGGUGCUGGGUUCUGGUCAGCUUCCCUCAGGAUCUGACCAGCCCAGCGGAGCCAGCCAGCCCAGGCUCCCUGGGACUGAGGCGGGACACCUAGCUGGGGACCUCGGGGGGAGGGGACAGACAUCUUAAGGGCCUUGUUUAGUGCCCACCAGAGCGUUCACCCGGCUCCCCCCAUUGCUCUUCCCCAGGGCUGCCAAGGUUUUCUCCUUUCAUCAAGAAGAAAGAAUGAAGAGCUCCUAGCUCCUCAGAAUCAAAUACGCUAUUUAAAUCUAUUGGGAAGGAGUCCUGAGCUAGGGUUGGUUUGCUUGACAAGGAAAGCAGCGAGAGAGAGAGAAGACACCACUCUAAAUUUCUUAAGAACAAAAAAAAAAAAAAAAAGAA